AUGCCCCUGCUAUGCACCUUAUACAUGAGAGGUGAAAAGAGUGCCUGCUCAGAGAGCCGCUGCUGGGCGAAAAUCCAGAAGGGGAGCAAAAGAGCAGCCCUCACUCCUCCCUCCCCUCCCGUGCGCAACGGUCGAGCGCUGUUUGAAACGGAAAGUGACCUGCCUCGCGGCAGCGGGCUGUUAACGGCUGGCGCGAAAUUCAGUAUCUGCAGAAACUUGUUCCCAAGGACGUUCCAUAUCCCUCUAUUAUUUGAUGAAGGGCAUUUGCUAGUUGUGGUAGUGUUGCGGAGGCAGUACAGUCGGGAGGGCUUACUGCAGAGAGAGACUCCAUCAGCUAUUCAGAAGAUAAAACAACUUCUUAAAGAUAAACCUGAGCAUGUAGGUGUGAAAGUAGGUGUUCGUACAAGAGGAUGCAAUGGACUUUCUUACACAUUAGAAUAUACAAAAUCAAAAGGAGACUCUGAUGAAGAAGUAGUUCAAGAUGGGGUUAGAGUGUUUAUUGAGAAGAAAGCACAGCUGACACUUCUAGGAACUGAAAUGGACUAUGUAGAAGACAAACUGUCCAGUGAAUUUGUCUUCAAUAAUCCAAACAUCAAAGGAACGUGUGGCUGUGGAGAAAGCUUUAACAUAUGAAAUCUCAGUACUAUGACUUUGAACACCACAAAACACUUAUCGAGCAUGUGGCUUUCAAAAGCAAAUGCGUUUUCUUCAGGUUCUUAGGCUGUGUAAGGUGUGGAUGCCUUUAAGGAAAAUAAAGUUAGUUCAUUUUGAAAAUGUAAAUUGUGUGUUAAAUUCCAGCACUGAUGUAUUUAUGCUGUAAUUUGUGAUGAAUUGGGAUCCAGAAGGUAAGAACAGUAAGUGCUGUAGCAUUUUUGUAUUUUCAUAUACAAAGGAAAUAAAAUCUCAUUGUUUUC
Molecule: messenger RNA, 914 nt
Organism: Struthio camelus australis
Lineage: Eukaryota; Metazoa; Chordata; Aves; Struthioniformes; Struthionidae
Source: RefSeq, a predicted model, not a curated record